AUGCUGUCAGCUGACAAAGAGGACGAUCGAUCUUCUAAUGACACAGAAGAUGGUGACGAUAUGUACAUGGUGGAAUUUCGAGAUGACUUGGAGUCGGGUGAUGAAUUGUUCUCAAGAGGUGGUUAUGUGACUCCACCGGUGGAGAUACCGGAGAUGUACCAAAGGCAAGACCGUUUUGGCGGCAUCACCGUAGCAGGAGCUCGCGUGGUGUUCACUUAUGCAGGUUUUAAGCGCCAGCAAGUGAUACGAGUUAAGCUUCAAACAAUUUUUGAAGGUGAAUAA
This is a messenger RNA of Plasmopara halstedii, 282 nucleotides long. RefSeq lists its product as uncharacterized. The record is from RefSeq and is a predicted model, not a curated record. The transcript has a single exon. Lineage: Eukaryota; Oomycota; Peronosporomycetes; Peronosporales; Peronosporaceae. The coding region runs from base 1 to 282 and encodes 93 amino acids.